AUGCAGCGGCACACCCCCGCCUCCGUACUCCGACUCAACAACGAGCGCGCCCCGCGCCGCUCCCCGCAGCUGACCUUUCUCUGGGGCUUUGGCGGCGGCACCAUCACCUCGCUCCUCUUCCAGGACCCCAAGCGCGGCCCCCUGGCGUUCUUCGUCAACAACGACAUCGCGCUGAUCUGGACCCUCUGCUGGUGGCUGGUGGCGUACAGCCCCGGGGGUUUGUCCGAGCUCAGCGAUCCCGGCUGGGUCAGCCGCUCGAGCUUCGUGGCCGCGGCGGCGUACUUUCUCGCCGCCCACGCGCUGCGGCUCGUGGAGCCGGCCGCGGCGGCGGGGCUGCUGGUCACGGCGCUGGUGGUCCAGAGCCUGCUGACUGAGCCGCUGGGGCGGCCCCUGGACUUCACGCAGCCCAUCGCAGACGCCUUCCACGCCAUCAGCUUCGUCCCGAAGCCCUCCUCCGCAGCCAUCGUUGUCGGUGCGGCACGCCCCGCCCCCGGCCCCGCGGCCACCUUCACCACAACUCCCGCGAUCUCCUCGCCCCCGGGGACGCCGAGCAAGUCGCGCGGCGUGGUGCGCCGCGCCGCAGGCGCGAGCGGCGCGGCGGGCGGCGCGGCGGCAUGGGAGGAGACGCCGGCGGCGACCCCCGAUGAGUGUCACCCGUGCGACGCGGCGCUCGUCGCGGCUGGCGGCGGCCUCUGUGGGGACGUCUUGACCUUGAGGGGCGGAUUGCACCUGCAGCCCUUCAAGGGGACCCCGGCCCUGGGACGACAUGCCGCGGGGGUAUCCAUUAUUCGGCCGGACGGGCAGCAGCCGGGGGUCGGGGCGCGGCUAGGUCCGGGGCGCUUCCGGGACCCCGGGGGUUGA
Molecule: messenger RNA, 861 nt
Organism: Monoraphidium neglectum
Lineage: Eukaryota; Viridiplantae; Chlorophyta; Chlorophyceae; Sphaeropleales; Selenastraceae
Exons: 6
Coding region: 1-861 (286 amino acids)
Source: RefSeq, a predicted model, not a curated record